GUACUCUCCGAGUGGAAGCAGAAAUACGAGGAGGCGCAGAGUGAGCUGGAGGCCGCUCAGAAAGAGGCUCGCUCCCUCAGCACCGAGCUGUUCAAGCUGAAGAACGCCUACGAGGAAUCCCUCGAUCACCUCGAGACCCUCAAGAGGGAGAACAAGAUCCUCCAAGGUACGGGGUUCCUCCGACAGUGCCCUGCUUCCCUGGAGCACGAGGAAGGGAAGAUACUGAGGGCGCAGUUGGAGUUUAACCAGACGAAGGCCGAGCUGGAGAGGAAGUUGGUGGAGAAGGACGAGGAGAUGGAACAGGCCAAGAGGAACCAGCAGCGAGUGGUGGAAACUCUGCAGACCUCACUAGAGUCCGAGACCCGCAGCAGGAACGAGGCGCUCAGGGUCAAGAAGAAGAUGGAGGGCGACCUCAAUGAGAUGGAGGUCCAGCUCAACAUGGCCAAUCGCCAGGCCACUGAGGCGCACCGGCUGCUGAAGGUGCUGCAGGGGACCCUGAAGGUAGGCCAGAGGGAGCGGGCACUGCCCCAGGGUCAGGCCAGAGGGAGCGGGCACUGCCCCAGGGUCAGGCCACAGGGAGCGGGCACUGCCCCAGGGUCAGGCCACAGGGAGGGGGCACUGUCGGAG
Messenger RNA from Chiloscyllium plagiosum (whitespotted bambooshark), 627 nucleotides. The record is from RefSeq and is a predicted model, not a curated record. NCBI's taxonomy places the organism in Eukaryota, Metazoa, Chordata, Chondrichthyes, Orectolobiformes, Hemiscylliidae.